Molecule: messenger RNA, 2068 nt
Organism: Vitrella brassicaformis
Lineage: Eukaryota; Vitrellaceae
Source: the annotation of a GenBank genome assembly
AUGUCCAAAAACACACAUGAAUCAAGGCGAACUUAAAGAUCGAUUGAGGUGUGUGUGUCGACUGACUAUCAUAUGGAACUGCAAAUGGGCGAACAUUCCACGGCACUCCUAGACACACACACACAUACCGAUCCAUCCGUCCAGAUAGCCCCUCCCUCCCUCCCUCCCUCCCAGGUCGAUCGCCCGUCAGCCAUCACUCAGCCAUUAGAGCAAGUCAAGUGCCCCUGACCCCCAAUCAGGCGCACAAACAAAACAACCGACGGACGAGCAAGAGCACGACAGCACACAGCCCCACCCUGCCCCCAGACAGACGUCCAUGUUUGUGUUGUCAGUGGAUGGAUGGACUACGGCAUGAUAUGGUCUGGUGCUGCGAUCCGUGACCGUAAUGGAGGAUGAUACUUACGUAGCAAAAAUAGCUCCACACACAUACACACACACAUCAAUAAGGAGCACUCAGCGAUCGGUCAAGAAGAAGACUGCACGCACAUGCACAACACAACACACACACACACACACAGUUAUGUCAGAUCCAAUGCACUCCUAGUUAUGUCAGAUCCAAUGCACUCCUCUCUCCGUUCCUCUCGAUCUCGUGUUGGUUGGCGGCUUACGGUGUGUCCAGUGUGUCCGCCAAACUGCCCGGGCUGCUGUGAUGAGAACGACUCACGGCCUGGUACUGGGGCUGGGCCUGCUGCUGUGCCGCAAUACCGCCAUACUGCAGCGCCUGCUGGUGUGGGGGCGCCUGUGCGUGGGGCGGCAGGGAGGGCUGCUGAGGCGGGCCCACCACGGUCGCACCACCAGCAGCCCCAGCAGCAGCACUCCCAGGUCCGCCGGCGGCCACCUGUGCGGCCCCCACAUCGAGGAGGACCAACUGGAAGAGCUUCUUGAUGUCUUGGCCCACGACCUCAUGCUUGAAUUCAUCCUCCCACAACUUGCAUCUGCAGACAGACAGAUGUGUGUUGGUGUGCUGAAUGGCAUCGCUCUCUCGUCUGUCUCUCCGUGUGUGUGAGUGGGGUGUGUGGCGUGCCGUACCUUGGGUUUCUGAUGAGUUCGAUGAAGGUGAUGAGGAGGCCCCAGGGAUGCGGGCGGUCCACUGCCAAACGAUCCAACAACACCCUAUCAACAAACACAAGGCACACACACACACACACAGAGAGAGAGAGAGACAGCCACGACGGAAGUUGGUUGGGUGCGUACGCUUCAUACCCUUGAUAGAAGGCUUUUGGAGAGGAUGUCCUCCCACAAGGUCCGGUAGGCUGAAAGCGGACCGAUCGCUCGAGAUGCAAAUUGAACAUGAUGCGUUGGUCGGUCGGUCGGGCGUGUGUACUCACCUUCCUUCUCUUGAGUUGCAGACCAUUGAUGCCAGUGGACUUUGAUCACAACAGGCAGAUUCGCUGAUCGAUCGCCGGUAGGAAACUCAAACAGGACACAUGUAUGUGUCACUGUCGUGUUUUCACCUACUGGCUGUCGAGGGGGGGCUGCUGUCGGGAAAAGAGAGCAUGUCUUGAGCACAAGCAGGGGAGGAGCAUGUAUCGCGUGUUCAUUCCGUCCCUGCUUGUGCUCCUCCCGGCAUACCUUUCGACACGUCAGCGAAGAAGGCGAUUCCAUGGCCGCCGGCUGAAAAGCUGCAUCCGACCAACAGGCAGCAGAGCAUUCAACACAUCCCCCUUCCAAAAACGACGGGCCUCGGCCUACAUCAUCUUGUAGUCCAUCGCAUCGAGCGUGAACCGGCUGUGGUCGUCCACGAGGCUGAGAACGGUGGUUCUGUCCUUGCCUUCCGUGGUCGAAAACCUGUAUGGCUCCACUUUAUCCACCCCUAACGAGUGGUCAGGGCUGGAGUGGACCAAAGUCAUGGAGAAAAGCCUCGUGGCUACCGUGGGCGUACACGUGCUCUAUGGAGCAGACGCUGACAAGGGGGUCGCCGUUUGAGUCGUCGUCCAUACUGUCCGACUCCACAGGCUGUAGCAAGGGCGUGGUGUCCGCCGUCGAUGCUCUAAUGGGCCACCUCGCGCAGAGAGCGACCAGGAGGGAAAGGAACUUCAGCUUCAUCUUUACCCUCAGUACUGAUCUG